Molecule: messenger RNA, 3555 nt
Organism: Hypomesus transpacificus
Lineage: Eukaryota; Metazoa; Chordata; Actinopteri; Osmeriformes; Osmeridae
Product: kinesin-like protein KIF23
Exons: 24
Coding region: 97-3027 (976 amino acids)
Biological process (GO): microtubule-based movement
Cellular component (GO): nucleus; kinesin complex; microtubule
Molecular function (GO): ATP binding; ATP hydrolysis activity; microtubule motor activity
Source: RefSeq, a predicted model, not a curated record
UUUACGAGAGGGAAUUUUCAAAUAUAGAAGGGCCGCUCAGCCGAGUUCAGUUCACUGUCUGGUAACAUAAACAACACAAUAUAGCUGCCCUACACAAUGCAGAGACCAACAAAAGGAAAAACUCCUCGGAGGCCAGUCCCAAAGAAAACGUCAAACACACAGAAAGACCCGGUUGGAGUGUACUGUCGUAUACGUCCAUUGGGAGCAGAGGAUGAGGAGUGUUCUAUAGAAAUGAUUAGCAGCUCUACUAUUCAGCUGCAUGCUCCUGAUGGCCUUAAAGCUAACCGCAAUGGAGAAUACAAAGAGACUCAAUACUCGUUCAAGAAGGUUUUUGGAAUCCAGACAACCCAAAACGAGUUGUUUAAAGAUAUUGCCAAACCACUAGUGGAGGAUCUCAUUCAUUGUAAAAAUGGUCUGCUGUUCACAUAUGGUGUCACAGGAAGUGGAAAGACCUUUACCAUGACCGGAUCACCUGGAGAAGGUGGACUCCUCCCUCGCUCACUGGACAUGCUUUUCAACAGCAUCAGCCCUUUUCAGGCUAAGAGAUAUGUCUUCAGGACAGAUGACAAGAAUGGGAUGGAGAUCCAGAACCAAGUUGAUGCACUUCUUGAGAGGCAGAAGAGAGAGAGUCAACUGUCUGUGCCGAAGACUCCUUCCUCAAAACAAAAACCAGACCCAGAGUGUGCAGACAUGAUAGACCCAGAGGAGGCCUGCAGGUCUGAGGGAGUGGAUGAGGACAGCUGUUACAGUGUGUUUGUGUCCUACAUUGAAAUAUACAACAACUACAUUUAUGAUCUACUGGAGGAGGUGCCCUAUGACCCUAUUAGACCCAAGUGGCUGGGUGGAGGCACACCUGUGCGGAACACUGAGUUUGUACCACCACAGUCUAAGAUUCUUCGUGAGGAUCAGAAUCACAACAUGUAUGUGGCUGGAUGUACAGAGGUGGAGGUGAAGUCCACUGAAGAAGCCUUUGAAGUGUUUUGGCGGGGUCAAAAGAAAAGGAGGAUAGCAAACACUCAGCUGAACCGCGAGUCGAGUCGGUCCCACAGUGUGUUCAUAGUCAAACUAGCCCAGGCGCCGUUGGAUGCGGACGGGGACUACAUUCUACAGGAUAAAAACCAGGUGACUGUGAGCCAGCUGUGUUUGGUGGACCUGGCUGGGAGCGAGCGCACCAGUAGGACCAGAGCAGAGGGCAGCCGCCUCAGAGAAGCAGGCAACAUAAACCAGUCCCUGAUGACGCUGCGCACAUGUAUGGAGGUUCUACGAGAGAACCAGAUGUGUGGGACAAACAAGAUGGUACCUUACAGAGACUCCAAGGUAACUCAUUUGUUCAAGAACUACUUUGACGGUGAAGGCAAAGUCAGAAUGGUGGUGUGUGUCAACCCAAAAGCUGAUGAUUAUGAAGAAACUGUGCUGGUGAUGCGCUUUGCGGAGAUGACCCAGGAGGUGGAGGUGGCCCGGCCUGUGGACCGGCCCAUCUGCAGCCUGGCGGCGGGCCGCAGACACAGGAACCAGGCCUCCAGGGAUGAGCUGACCCAGCACCUGGAGGAACAUGGGGGACCCAGCAACAUCGAUGACCCAGGGCUAUUGAACCACCUCCUGGACAGUCUUCCACCAUUGCCCUCCAUUGAUGUGGUGGACCCCACAGACGAACACACCAUGCCCCGCCUCAUCGAGGCGCUGGAGAGGAGACACCGCAUCCGCCAGAUGAUGACCGAGCAGUACUCCAAGACUGCCAACAAACUCAAAUCCAUGCUGCUGGAGUUUGAUGGCAACCUCAUGUCCAAGGAUAACUUUAUCCAAGACCAGAGGGUGAAGCUGGGGGAGAAAGAAAAAGUCAUCUCUAACCAGAAGACUGAGAUUGAACGUCUGGAGAAAAAAUCUAAAAUGCUGGAAUACAAGAUUGACAUCCUCCAGAAAACCACCAACAUCUACGAGGAGGACAAGCGCUCCUUGAAACAGGAGCUGGAGAGCCGGGAGCAGAAGCUGAACAGGGAGCUGUCAGAGAGGAGGCGCAUGGAGCAGCGCAUGCAGGGCAUGGUCACCGACACCAAGCACAAGUGGGAGAAGGAGUGUGAUAGGCGGGUAAACGCCAAGCAGAUGGAGUUGCAGAAUAAGCUGUGGGUGAAGGACGAGAAGCUCAAGCAGCUCAAGGCCAUCGUGACGGAGAGCAACGCCCCAGAGAGACCUGAGAAGCCCCAAAGGCCCUCCCGGGAGAGAGACCGUGCAGCUCCACAGAAGAGGCCUGCCUCGCCAACGCCCCUACCUGACUCCAGCAAAACGCCCUCCCGCCACCAACACCAGGCAAAGGUCAAAGCAGUUCAGGGCCACCCCCUCCCUUCUUCUUCCACCUCGAUUAUUGUGUCUGUAGCAUCCUGCAUCUCUGAUUGGGAGCAGAAGAUCCCUCUAGAGGCCAGGCAGGGUAGGGAACCCCCCGGGACCCACAGGAACAGUAACUGGACCCCCUACGCCAGCAGCAGUGUGGGCCGCAGGUGCGGCCAGCGCUGGGCCCCCGCCUCUGAGACCCCCUCCUACAAGCUAGACCUAGAGUCAGGCUCAAGGACGGCGACGCCAGUUCGCCCCCUUCACCGUCGCUCGCACUCAGCGGGUGGGGAGAGAUGGGUAGACCACAAACCACCCUCUAAUUUGGAUUUAGGCACUGUCAUGCAGCCAAUCAUACCCAAUGCAAUCAAGGUGUCGGCCGCCAGCGAGAAAGCUCUUUCUAAAUGCCACAAGUAUGUGCUAACACACCAGGAGCUUGCCUCCGAUGGGGAGAUUGAGACCAAGCUGAUCAAGGGUGACGUGUUCAGAACGAGAAGCGGAGGCCAGGCUGUGCAGUUCACAGACAUUGAAACGCUGACACAGGAGUUCCCAUCCACCUCAAGUCGUAAGAGAAGAUCCGGAUCAGGGGAUGGCCACAGACAGGCAGAGGACCACAGGAGAAUGGAGUGGGAUGACACUGAGAACGAGGCUCCAGUUGCAAGCACAAGCUCGGCCUACGGCUAUCAAAAACGCCGAAAGCCCUAGGACUUGGAAGGAAUGAUGAAACAAUUUUUUUAAAUGGAGGAUUACUUUUGUGCAUUGGACCAAUGACUUGACCUUUGGUCUAAACUGCACCUUUUUACAUUUUUGGACGUUGGGCCUUAUAUUAUAUUUGAUCAUGAUUGUUCCUGUAAGUGACAUUUGUAAUUUAGCAACAUUGGAAUUAUGUUCAUAUGUCCGCAUGAACAGAGGGUUAGCAUACUAGUCCUCAAUGUAGAAUCAACAUGAACUUUUAUCACCCCCUGCACACACACAUAUGCAAACAUAGAUUAUUUAACAAUAAGUUUAGUUGCUUUUUUCCUGAAAGCUCGUUCUUUGAUCUUCAUGCUUAGUUCAUACAAUGUGUGUGCGCUUGCCGUUGUGUGUGUGUGUGUACAUGACUGGCAAGUGAGAUUCAUUACUUUUAUUAACAUAAGAAAAUGUUUUUGGUUGUAUAUAAUGGCUUGUACUAUUUUUUUCCCCCUCUGUACUCUAGUUAUGUAAUAGCAUUUGUUAAAGUAAAUCAAUUCAAAC